Calypte anna (Anna's hummingbird) is the source of this 2264-nucleotide messenger RNA. RefSeq names its product RAP1 GTPase activating protein (gene RAP1GAP). Gene Ontology annotation, cellular component: membrane; cytoplasm. Gene Ontology annotation, molecular function: GTPase activator activity. Lineage: Eukaryota; Metazoa; Chordata; Aves; Apodiformes; Trochilidae. Gene Ontology annotation, biological process: activation of GTPase activity; regulation of small GTPase mediated signal transduction. The record is from RefSeq and is a predicted model, not a curated record.
GCCCCCCUCCCCUUCCCCCCCCAGUGAACACCCCGCACCCCGGCUCCCGGCAGGCCCAGGGGGGGUGCGGGGCUCCCACCCUCAGUAGGCUCCAGGGUUAACACCACUGCCGGGAGCAGAGGAGGGUGAGGGGGGGGGGGAAUCUCCUCUCCCCCAGGAAGCACCAUGGACCACCCAGGACCCCCCCGGGCCACCUAGACGUGUCACCAACUGGCAACACCCCUUCCUUAACCACCCCACCCUGAGGGCAGCAGGAUGGCCCAGCACCGGCACGCCGUCCCCCCACCACUCAAGACAGAAGAGGAUUACAUCCCCUACCCCAGUGUGCACGAGGUGCUGGGCCGGGAGGGGCCGUUCCCCCUCAUCCUCCUGCCACAGUUUGGGGGUUAUUGGAUCGAGGGCACCAACCACCAGGUGAGCGAGGCACCCACCUCCCCCCCAACCCCGGCACCCAGCACCCGAGCGAGGCUGGAGGGGAACCACAUGGCCAAGAUCUACCGGAAGCACUUCUUGGGCAAGGAACACUUCAACUACUACUCCCUGGACCCUGCCCUGGGUCACCUCGUCUUCUCCCUCAAGUACGAUGAGCAGGAGCACCUCCACCUGCUGCUGCGCACCCGCACCCGCACCCUGCACGAUGUGGUGCCCAUCUCCUGCCUGGCCGAGUUCCCUAACGUGGUCCAGAUGGCCAAGCUGGUGUGUGAGGACAUCAAUGUGGAUCGCUUCUACCCUGUGCUCUACCCCAAGGCAUCCCGCCUCAUCCUCGCCUUUGAUGAGCACGUGCUCAGCAACCACUUCAAAUUUGGGGUCAUCUACCAAAAACUGGGGCAGGUAUGGGGUGGGGUGGGUGGGGGUCAGGAUGUUGGGUGGGGGGGUGUUUCUGGGUUGCUGGCACCCAUCCUCACCCCACCACAGACCUCUGAGGAGGAGCUCUUUGGGACGACGGAGGAGAGCCCGGCCUUCACCGAGUUCCUCGAUGUCCUGGGACAACGGGUGCAGCUGAGGGACUUCAAGGGGUUUCGGGGAGGGUUGGAUGUGACCCACGGGCAGACAGGCAGUGAGUCUGUGUACUGCCACUUCCGGGACAAGGAGAUCAUGUUCCAUGUCUCCACCAAGCUGCCCUAUACCGAAGGGGACACCCAGCAGCUGCAGCGGAAGCGUCACAUCGGCAACGACAUCGUGGCCAUCGUCUUCCAGGAUGAGAACACCCCCUUCGUCCCUGACAUGAUCGCCUCCAACUUCCUCCACGCCUUCGUGGUGGUGCAGCUGGAGCAGGGCAGCACCCAGGGCACCCUCUACAAAGUCUCAGUCACUGCCCGGGAUGAUGUGCCCUUCUUCGGCCCCCCGCUGCCCGACCCCGCUGUCUUCAGGAAGGGCCCCGAGUUCCAGGAGUUCCUGCUAACCAAGCUCAUCAACGCCGAGUACGCCUGCUACAAGGCUGAGAAGUUUGCCAAGCUGGAGGAGCGGACGCGGGCGGCCCUGCUGGAGACGCUGCACGAGGAGCUGCAGGCCCGCAGCCAGGCCAUGCUGGGGCUGGGCCCCGACGACGAGCGCCCCGACAACGGCGCCGCCGCCCCCGGCUUCUUCGAGUCCUUCAAGUCGCUGCUGGUGCCCGGGAGCCGGCGGGGACGCCGCGGCAGUGCCAUCGGGCUGGGCUCGGUGGAGGAGGCGCUGCUGGUGCCCGGGAAGAGUCCGUCGAGGCGGCGGCCCGGCCCGUUGGGGUCCCGCCGCUCCAGCGCCAUCGGGAUCGAGAGCAUCCAGGAGGCACCGGCCGGCAGGGACGGCCCCGCCGCCCCCCCCGAGGGCAGCAGCUCCGCACAAAGCUCCCCAGAGAGCCGCCCCCACCCCGGCAGGCCUGAGAAGCCGGAGCCGCCGGAUUUCUCCCGCUCCUCCUCCAGCGCCAGCAGCUUGGGCAGCACCGCCGAGGAGCCGGGCGGGGAGAGCCGCUCACCCUCGGGAACCCCCCGCGACGCCUUCACUGACAACCCCUGGCAGGAUGACCCCCCCAGGACACCCCCAGGCCACCCCCCCUCUGAACCCCCCUGCCCCGAGAUCAAAAUCCAGCUGGAGCAGCCACCCCCCAACCCGGGCUCAUAAUUACCCUCCCCAUGACACCCCGGGGGAAGGGGGUGUCACCACUUCACACCCCCACCCCGUAUGCCACCCCCGUGCCAGGAGCUGAAGCCAUCGUCCCCGGUGCAGGAUGAGGGGGGGCACUCCUCCAAAAAUGGGGGGUGUCCCCCCCUCCAGACAAUCUUUGUCAC